UUUCAGACGACAAAAAGUUACGAAAAUGGCGAGACCAUCUGUAAACAAUCCUCAAGCUCAAGCGAGUGGGCCGUCUGGGCGUCGCCGGUCCCGAGCUCCUGUCACCCAGCCAACAUCUCCUCCAUUGCCACCAAGUGUAAAAAGAGUUUUCCAAGUGAAAAACCUUCCAACGAAUGUGUCCCAGAACGAUAUGGACGAACUAUUCUCCUCAUUCAAUCCGACAAAAGUCCUGCUGCACUCCAAUGCUGCAGGCAUAUUUAGGAAAUGGUCGCAGUCUCCGCUUGAGGACCUAAAACUGGAUAUUUAAAAUUUACAAUUAAAAAGAAAGAGUUUUUGUAUAUUUUGUAUUUUUGUAUAUAUAUAUAUAUAUAUAUAUAUAUAUAUAAUUUGUUUAAAGAGAAAUUUCUAAUAAAACAAUUUUCCGCAAA
Messenger RNA from Caenorhabditis elegans, 428 nucleotides. Its product is annotated as RRM domain-containing protein. NCBI's taxonomy places the organism in Eukaryota, Metazoa, Nematoda, Chromadorea, Rhabditida, Rhabditidae. The transcript has 2 exons. Bases 26 to 307 code for a protein of 93 amino acids. The record is from RefSeq and is marked reviewed. Gene Ontology annotation, molecular function: nucleic acid binding.